Messenger RNA from Exophiala dermatitidis NIH/UT8656, 2166 nucleotides. RefSeq lists its product as uncharacterized. Gene Ontology annotation, molecular function: mannosyltransferase activity. Bases 1 to 2166 code for a protein of 721 amino acids. The record is from RefSeq and is a predicted model, not a curated record. Lineage: Eukaryota; Fungi; Ascomycota; Eurotiomycetes; Chaetothyriales; Herpotrichiellaceae. The transcript is spliced from 2 exons.
AUGCCUGUCCCUUCUUUUGAGAGAUUUGCCGUCCCGGCCAGAAUCCAGCGGCUGAGCAUCUUCGCCCUCAUCACAAUCCUGAUUUUCUUCUUUUUUCCGGGCUCCUUCUUCCCGGAUGUUACAGUUCCGAACUUGCACAGAGAAUCUUACGAUUCAACGCCCUCGGAAUAUUAUCUGCAAUGGGGCCCCUUCGAACCGAUGGACAUCCCGGGCUUCGUCAACACGGGCCUGCCGGGCAAGAGAUCCUGUGACACGCUCAAGUACAACUCGACCGUGGGCGUGCAAAAGAGCUUCUUCCUCAACGACGACAUCAGGCAGAUCGCCAUGACGCUAGACUCGCACCCAAUUGUCGACUACCCCGAUGACAUGAUGAACGACCCGAGCCUCAAAGUGACGGACAUUGUCGAGCGGACGUGGGCACGGCUAUCCGGAUCGAGUGUCUGGCUGCCCGAGCACCAGGUCUACUUGUCCGUGACCCGAGUCAUCUUCUGCCCACAGCGGACGCGGUCGGUGCCCAAGAUGAGUUUCCUCCGUGGGCAACUGUUCAACGCGGACUGGGAGCACCUGGACAACUACAACCUGACCUGGGGUGGCAAGACUUUUAACUUCCCCCUGGUCUUCGACAUUCCCGCCAAUUAUGACCCGGAUGGAAGCUUGUACGGACCGGAGGAUCCUCGCAUCAUUCUCGAGGACAACGUCGAAGGCGCAGAGCCUGUGGUCAUCUUCAACAUGAUUGGUAAACCCUCGGACUGGAAGCGUGCCAUGUACAUCUUCCGACCGUUCAGCAACUACUCGAACCUCUUGACCAUCCGGGACCACGAGCGCCAAUGGACCGAGAAGAACUGGGCGCCCUUCUUCGUGCCACAAUACGAACAAGUCUCCCCUAGCAGGGUUCGUCUGCCUGGCAGUGAGCCCGCCCGUGUGCCCAACGAUUACAUCCACUUCAUCUACAGCUUCAAGCCUCUGCGGAUUCUGAAAUGCCACCUGCGGUGUGGAGACUGCGAAUUCGCAUACGAGCAAAGCGUGCCGGAGGGAUUCUUGUCCCAGCACAAGGAAGAUGGCGGUAGUCUACGUGGAGGCACCAACUUUGUGCCAGUGCCUAUCCCGGCCAGCAUGAAGGUCGAUCCCAAGGUCAAAGUGUGGGCGGCUUUCCCACGCACGAACAUUGAAGGUCACUGUGACGGCAGUUUUUACAGACCUGAGUUCGUCGUCAUGGUCAAGAUCGAAGACCAUUACCACCUGGCCUUCGCCAGCGAGUCGCUGGACUUUGGCAAUGCCAUUGUCGAGCUGGGUCCGAACGAUGAUAGGUGUGGAAACGGCCGUAUCAUGAUCCCCAACAGCAUUGCCCAAUGGGACACGAGCAACGGCCAGGACGUUAUGAGCGUCACCUUCAGCGUCAACGACGAGACAGUCCAGGUGGCCCGUGUGCAGGGACUCCUCAAGUUCGUGCACAAUCUUCCUCAAUUCAAAAACCUGUUGAGGAAAGGCGGUCCCCUCAAGGACGACAAUGCGGAGUUGAUGAAUAUGCUGUCAUCUUGGGUUGGUGAUGAUGUUCGAAGCUGCCUGGUCGAAGCGGCACUUAAUUACACGGACGCCCAGCUCGAGAUCACCCGGCCCAAGGACCACAAAGAUGACGUCGACGAGAAAAAGGAACUGCUGUAUAAGAUCCACCAGGAAGAGAAGGCUGAAGAAUUGGGAGAAGAUGGAAAGAUCAUCGAAGAAGAAAAGAAGGAAGAGGAGAAGAAAGAGGAUGAGAAGAAAGAAGAGGAGGAAAAGAAGGAUGAAGAGAAAACCGACAUUCUCGAGCCCAUCAACCUCGGUGAAACCGAGGGUAUUCCGGAUCUAGAGCAUGCUUCAGGAGCCUAUGUCGCCGACGACGAGGAGGAGGAGAAGCAGAAAGAAAAGGAAAAGCCUGUCGAGGUGAGACCCGAGGACAAGCCCAAGAAAGGCAAGACCAGUCUGAAAUCCAAAGUCAUCUUCGAGGAGGCCUUUGGUGAUCCUGAGAAGGACGACAAAAAAGACGAAAAGGAGGAUGCGGCAAGCAAAGAGAGAGAAAGCCAGAAAGAGCCUAAACGCGACAAUGAGAGCAACGACAACGAUCAGCCACCGCCGCCGAAACGAAGAAUGCGGCGGCACCAGCAACAAUAUCGUCAAAUGAGUUCUUGA